AAUAUGACUCUCUACACGAUGAACAUACUACAACAAAUGUAGGUGAUGGCACUUUGCCCAGCUGUUCAAUACAUCAACCAAGACCGCAUAGCACCAAAAAAAGUAUGGCAAAACAGUCGUUGGAGAAGCAAGGAACAGAUCAACCAGAGGCAUCCACCAAGCCUAUUUUCUGUUCUAAAGACUCAAAGGUUGAUACAGCGAUGCAUGACGAUAGUGAUAUCUCCAAUGUAUUAGGAAAAUUGCAGGAGACCAAUGAAGGGAUACUCCCUACAUCAAUAUCACCUACUAAAUCACUUCCAUGCAAGACCGGCGAACAUGAGAAGCACAAAAAUAUGUCGACCGAAAACCUUGUUUUCGACAAUGAUUACACCCUAACUCCGGAGGACAUUGAGACAUCUAGCUUCAUCAGGCGUAGUUACAAAAAGGCUAUAGUGGUUGACAUUGGUAACAAUGUUCUUACGGUCGAACAUUUGCAGCCAAAUGUCAAUGGUGGCUGGCUAUUAGAUGCCGUCAUUAAUACAUAUGCUUACAUUAAUCACAUGGAGAAUGAGUACACAACAGUUCUAUCAACUUUUCAGAGUCGAUUAUUAUUAGGGGAGACUGGGGGUGUUGAGCCGAAACACAAAAAACCUUGGGUCAGUGAUAUUGGCAGGCGAUGUGCAACUCGACAUAUGGUAUUUGUCCCAUUUAAUGCUUUGGAAUGCCAUUGGAGCUUGUUAGUAUUGAACUUUAGAAGAAAACAAAUUCAGAUUCUCAACUCCUUGGCCUCCACACUAGCAUUUCGCGACGAGAAGAAGGAAAACAUUUUGGUGGAGUCCAUACAAGCAUGUAUGGAGUACGCAGUUGAGGCUAGCUUGGUCUCACUUGCUGAGCCCAUCAACCUUGCUGAAUGGGACAAACACAUGUACACUAACAUACCCCAGCAGAAUGAUAGCAAUUCUUGUGGCGUAUAUGUAAUCAAGUACAUGUUGGCUUGGAACGGGUGUGAAAUGAAUGAGAAUUUCACACAGGAACAAAUGAACAUUUUUCGACAGAAAAUAUGUUCUAGGCUGUUGCGUUCAGAAUGCAACCUACGUCGAAGACCAUCUUACAAGGAGCCUCUCACGAAGGAAGAGUACAUGGCAAACAAUCCAGAAGAUUGCAGUGUGGCCCAAGGGGAUUCUUCGGAUGACGAUGUCAUGGUUACAAGCACAGGAAAUGAUACUAACAAUUGCAGCACGAGCAACACGUGGACAAAGAAGCGUGGACGGCCAAGGAAAAAUGGACAAAAUACUAAGCCUGCCACACAACUAGUUAGCCCAGAAUCAGCAAAGACAAUUGCUGAACGCGUGCAGGGCACAAAUCACAGGGCGUCCAUUCCAAGCCAGUACCAGCUGAGCCCAUAUAAGCAACACUAGACUGUGACUUACCUCAUUGAUUGUAAUUGCUAAGGAGUUAACCUUCUAAAUUAUUUUGUUGACUUUAUUUUUCUUCCGUUCCCAUAAUAUUUGGGAUUGAAUAAGCUUUUCUGUAAUCAAAGAUAGCAAUUCACACUACCAUGUUUAGCACACCAGAUAAGGUUUGUUUGGUUCAAAGGAUCAAGUAAUAGU
This is a messenger RNA of Phragmites australis (common reed), 1589 nucleotides long. RefSeq lists its product as uncharacterized. Bases 105 to 1397 code for a protein of 430 amino acids. Lineage: Eukaryota; Viridiplantae; Streptophyta; Magnoliopsida; Poales; Poaceae. The record is from RefSeq and is a predicted model, not a curated record. The transcript is spliced from 8 exons. Gene Ontology annotation, cellular component: nucleus. Gene Ontology annotation, molecular function: deSUMOylase activity. Gene Ontology annotation, biological process: protein desumoylation.